Molecule: messenger RNA, 1295 nt
Organism: Rhipicephalus microplus (southern cattle tick)
Lineage: Eukaryota; Metazoa; Arthropoda; Arachnida; Ixodida; Ixodidae
Product: chymotrypsin-C
Biological process (GO): proteolysis
Molecular function (GO): serine-type endopeptidase activity
Source: RefSeq, a predicted model, not a curated record
AUGUCGCUUGGGUGUAAGUCGUUGCCGCGCACCGCGACUGCGGUGCGGCCGGUGCUGCGUAGCACCUCUUGGUCGUUGAUCGUGUCGGUGGUCGUAGUGUCCUUGCCGCCAGCACAAAAGUCCAUGUCUUUCGUAGCAAGGGCCGCGAAACGGUUGUGGGAAACGGCGUUGAGCUGCGAUGAGGCCGAGGCCAUCUUCGGCGAUGAGGAGUCGAGCGUUGAGCCGGGCCGGGCGGCCGACGCAGUUGCGCGUCCCCGCCCUAGCGAGUGUGGAAAGCCCGUCGCCACCUCGCAGCCCCCGAGAGUCCGAGUAAACGCUGUUCCCGAAGAUGCGGAGCACGGUGCCUGGCCCUGGAUGGCGGCAUUGCACUUGAAUGCGCCGUCGCCAACCACAAGUCACUUUUGCGAUGGCGUCCUCAUUGGAGAAAGUCACGUGCUUACAGCCGCGCACUGCAUUGAUGCCAAGCUUUCCAGUGAAGUUCGAGUCCAUCUUGGUUCCCUUUUCACAAACUUGAGGCUGCCCGGAGAGCAAGUCAUCGAGGCAGAGGAGAUAUGCGUUCACAAGAGCUUCCGCAGUGGACAGGAAAUGUACGACAUAGGUGUGAUCAAGCUGAAAGAACCUGCUAACUUCAGUCGCACGGUGCAACCAAUAUGCUUGCCUGAAACGUACGCAGAGUUACCAGACAACACGCAGCUCUACGCAGCCGGAUGGGGCAGUGGCAAAGAAUGCGAAAACUGUUCCAUGGCAAAAACGCUACAGCAGAUGACCACAACUUCAAUUGAAAAUAGCCGCUGCUUGGAUUACUUCAACAAAACCGCCGACCCGUCCAUAGUGUGUACCUACGUGAAGGAGGUCCCAUCAAUUUUUGGUGACACCGGUAGCCCACUUUUGGGUUUCUGCGCCCCGACUCACUGGGUUGUUUACGGCAUUGUUUCUGACGGACCACGACGUGACGGUUUCGAGCAUCUGCCACUCAUCGGCACUAAGGUUUCGCACUACACCCAAAACUUCAUUCACCCUUACAUAGAUGCCGUAACCACCUCGCAGGUUCAAAGGAUAUGCGCCUCUCGACGUUGAAUGGAAUGGCAUGGUCUCUUGCCUGGGCUAAGUACCCAGUAUAACAAUGAACGUAAGUGUAGAAAACGAGCUAUCUAUCCUGGGCUAAGUACCCAGUAUGACCAUGCAUGUAAGUGUAAAAAACGAACUAUACAUUCCUGCUAAACGCAGUGACCAUCCAGUAUUCAAAGCUGUUCUUUGAAUAAAACACAUACAAGAAGCAGACUACAGCUUCUAAA